Bactrocera dorsalis (oriental fruit fly) is the source of this 1089-nucleotide messenger RNA. RefSeq names its product putative gustatory receptor 59b. The record is from RefSeq and is a predicted model, not a curated record. Gene Ontology annotation, biological process: sensory perception of taste. Gene Ontology annotation, cellular component: membrane. Lineage: Eukaryota; Metazoa; Arthropoda; Insecta; Diptera; Tephritidae. The transcript has a single exon. Bases 1 to 1089 code for a protein of 362 amino acids.
AUGCAUAAGCUCUGGUACCAGCGCCUUUACAACUAUGCCACCAUUACGCUGGGCAUGACGUCAUUCAAUUACAACGCCACAUCAGACACUUACAAGCAACAGCUGUGGAUGCAGGCGUUAGCUUUGGUGGCCAAUCUGUGGACGAUCCUAUCGCUGCCUUUCAUCUUUUGGAAUGCCAUGAAGCGCUCCUCCACGAUACAAUGGAACCCCAUGAUGACCAAUAUCGAUUAUAUAACAAAUAUCAUACGCAGUUUGGCGGUGCUCUACAUCAUACUGAAACGUCCAAAAAUCGACCUGGUUAAUUACGAAGUGUUCUGCAAGUACCGACGUCUGCGGAAGACCUACCUAGCGCUGUUGCCGCGUGUGGCUUUCAUCGAACGGCGCAUGAAUUGCCUCUUAUAUGCCAAGUUUAUAAAUGUGAGCAUACUCGUCGUUAUAACCGCGGUGAUUUUCCUACAAGGCUCGGAGUUUGAGUGGACUUGGUCGAACUGUUAUUUCUUGUUGAUGGUGCUACAAACCACGACCAUACUCCGUCUGACGAUAUUCAAUUUCUUUUGGUUUUUAUGGUCUAUUUGUCAUAGCCUGAAAUACGUGCAAUGGCACAUAAGGCAUUUGUUGCAGGAAACGAGCGAUAGCGUGCGGCAUGGCAAGCGCUGGCGCCUCAACAUGUUGGCUGGCGAUGUGCAUCGCAUAUUGGAGGCACAUUGGCAGCUGUCUGAACUGGCGUGGGUGUUGAUGCGGAACUAUGGCUUUUUGGCACUUGCCGUGUUCUUGGAUGAGAUUACUUCGCUGGAACGGCAACUCUACUAUGGCAUCAUUUUUACUUUCGACCACAGAGCUGAGCUUCAUUUAUUAGUUGUUGGCACGAUUUACUUCUUUGCCAUGGUCUUUAAUAUAUAUUUGGAUUUCUUAAUGUGUGACAUAACGGUAAAGACGUAUUAUGCAUGCAUCAAUCAAUUGGGCAGUAUUUCAGCAAUGAACGUGCAAUGCAAAGCACUCGAGGAAACGGUGAGUGGUCCUGAAGUUCGGAGGAUAUGCGAUAUAUUCUUACUUAGGAUUUCAGGUGGAAAAAUGUUUUCUACGCAAUAA